AUGUCCUCAAACACCCCCACAAUCCUCUUGCUAGGAACAUGUGACACCAAACUCCCGGAGCUCCUCUACACAAAAGCCCAAAUCGAAUCCAACAACGCCACAGUCCUUUUGAUGGACAUCGGCCGCAACCAAACAACCCAUGCCCAAAUCACAAUCCCCCAAAGCGCCUUAACCAACAUCUCACCCUCCUCAACUCCAAUCCCAGAUCUAGCAACCCUGCCUCGGGCCGAGUAUAUAACCACACUCACACCCUACGCCACGAAAACAGUAACCCACCUCCACGAAACCCACCAAAUCCACGGGAUCCUUGGCAUCGGCGGCUCAUGCGGCACAGCACUCGCCGCAGCAGUCAUGCGCGACGCGCUACCAGUCGGAUUCCCUAAACUACUAGUAUCAACCAUGGCGUCAGGAGACGUGGGGCCGUACAUCGGCGAAACAGAUAUCAGCAUGAUGUACAGUGUUGUGGAUAUCGCGGGCCGGAACCGCGUUUUGGAGGGUGUUCUUGAUAAUGCUGCUGGGGGAAUUGCGGGGAUGGCGAGUUCGUUUUUGAAACGAGAGCGGGGUGAAAAGGAUAAGAAGGUCGAGGAAUCUUCCCGUACGAAGAUUGGUAUAUCCAUGUUCGGUGUUACAACGCCUGGUGUCACACGCGCCCGGGAACGUCUUGAAGAAGUCCUGCCUGGUUGUGAGAUUGAUGCGGUGCUUGAUUUGACGACUACGGAGAUUGCGGAUCAGAUUGUUGGUGGGGUUCUUAGUGCUGGGGCUGAACGGUUGACUGCAGCUACGUUGCGGGAUAUUCCAAGGGUUGUUAGUGUUGGGGCGUGUGAUAUGGUUAAUUUCGGGGAGGUGGGGAGUGUUCCACCUGUUUUUCGGGAGGCGGGGAGGUUGUUUCACGAGCACAAUGCGACUGUUACGCUUAUGCGGACGACGAAGAAGGAGUGUGUGGAUAUUGGGAUUUUUAUAGCAGGGAACUUGUUGCGGGAUUCGAGGGAUAAAGGACUGACGCGGACGAAGGUUGUUCUGCCUGUUGGUGGGGUGAGCAUGUUGGACGUCCCUGGUCAGACAUUCCAGGAUACAGAGGCAGAUGAGGCACUGUUUUCGACUUUGGAGAAGGAAUUGGAGGGCAGUGGGAUAUCAGUCGUGCGAGAUUCGCGUGACAUCAAUGAUCCUGACUUUGCCGUGGCGGUGGCAGAUGAACUGGUCAAGUUGAUCCGCGGGGAAUAG
Penicillium verrucosum is the source of this 1221-nucleotide messenger RNA. Its product is annotated as Tm-1-like ATP-binding domain-containing protein. The record is from RefSeq and is a predicted model, not a curated record. The coding region runs from base 1 to 1221 and encodes 406 amino acids. The transcript has 2 exons. NCBI's taxonomy places the organism in Eukaryota, Fungi, Ascomycota, Eurotiomycetes, Eurotiales, Aspergillaceae.